Messenger RNA from Cladophialophora yegresii CBS 114405, 642 nucleotides. RefSeq lists its product as uncharacterized. The coding region runs from base 1 to 642 and encodes 213 amino acids. The transcript has a single exon. Gene Ontology annotation, biological process: nucleolar large rRNA transcription by RNA polymerase I. Gene Ontology annotation, molecular function: RNA polymerase I cis-regulatory region sequence-specific DNA binding. NCBI's taxonomy places the organism in Eukaryota, Fungi, Ascomycota, Eurotiomycetes, Chaetothyriales, Herpotrichiellaceae. The record is from RefSeq and is a predicted model, not a curated record. Gene Ontology annotation, cellular component: RNA polymerase I upstream activating factor complex.
AUGAGCGGAAGGGCGACUAGAAGCAAAGAUGCCUCUCCAGGAGAAGGCGCGGCACAAGAAUUCAGGCCCAAAGAUAGAGUUUCAUCCAUGGGCCCACGGCACAUCACUGUCUACGAUGCUGUCGCAGGGCGAGCAGGUCGAAACGGGUUCCUGACCCAGGAACAAAGACUGUCGGAAACUGUGUUGCCCAUCUCACCCGAAGAAGUCCUUCUCGGCCGGGCCACCAUUCCAGAGGAUGUGAUCCACCAAGAAUACGAUUUGUCUAGCACGCUUCGUGGCUCAAGCAAACUACCAGAGUCCGAGAUGCUGAAGGCAGUCCAUACCUACGCAUCAGAUUUCUACGCCUCCGCCACGGCACAAGGAGGCAAAUUCGACUUCAAGACUCUGGAUGAGACAGCGCUCAUUGCGAUCGGGGUUCUUCUCGAAGAAGCGGUGAAAGACGCCCUAGGCGAGAACGGAGACAUGGUCUUCGUGGAGCCCAAAGGUCUGGAAAACGGACUGGGAGAGACAGAAUUGACCAAGCACCAGGUCAAGGGUAGGGUGAAGCCGGCGGGAGCUGCCCAUCGCGAGCAGGAUGAGGAUGAGGACGAGGACAGCUUGAAGGAGGACGAGUCACCAGCUAAAAAGCAGCGACGACGUUGA